Mytilinidion resinicola is the source of this 1018-nucleotide messenger RNA. RefSeq lists its product as uncharacterized. Bases 336 to 680 code for a protein of 114 amino acids. The transcript is spliced from 3 exons. The record is from RefSeq and is a predicted model, not a curated record. Lineage: Eukaryota; Fungi; Ascomycota; Dothideomycetes; Mytilinidiales; Mytilinidiaceae.
GGGACCAAUUUCACAACCAACAUCAGGUACUCCGGAGUCUCAUCCAGUAACGAUCUAUCGCAAACCGACGCCGGCCACCGCCGUCAAUGUACACAGAAGAGCGUCUCCAACGGCCAGCCGACCUCUGACUCCUGAUCGUAGAUGUUUAAAAUCCGAAUUGAUCAUUCGUCAACACGUUGACGCCUUCUGCACCAUCGUCGAACCUACCACCGUCGAACCUACCACCGUCCUUUGCACAGCGCGCUACCGGAUCUACAUUGCGUCUACAACUAGCUACACACGAAUCUUGUGCUGGAGUUGGCAAUGCUGCAAAGCCUCAAAGCCACACCGUUAAGAUGGAAUCCAAUAAUGACCCGAAGCGAGUUGUUCUUCGUUUUCACGUUCAGCACGAGCUGGAGGAAGCAGCUAUAAAUGAACGAUUUUUCGCGCUAUACGGCCCUGAACCUCCGAAGAACGACUUCUACUCUCACUUGAUGGCCCCUAACGAAUCUUCCAAGAUGCAUAUCGUUCUAGAUAUCCAUUGUAAAUCGCACCCAACCAUCGACAACAGCAAGAUGGCAUACGAAGUCUUCAAAGUAGAAAAGAAAGACGAAUUUGAAUUCGAAAAGCUUAAUGGUGCUGCGUGUAAAUUUGCUCGCGUGCGCUGCGAGAGGAUCAAAUGGGGCACCGACCGAUCUUAAUCUGAAGAAUUGGAUGGCGAUCGUGCAUUGCACGUAGGACACUCUCCGCCCACGUUCGUAUCUUGAGGAUCAAGGGACAAUGGUAAGUCCCUUAGCUGUCCACUUGGAGGCAUACAAAGUUGUUGGUUCGGACGAGCUCGUGCUGCUGCACAUCGAAGAUAGUCACCCCGUACUUGAUGUUGAGGGAUCCGGCGACAAUUGGCAUACGUUGUAAUCUAGAUGUCGCACAUGUUGAGUUACGUAGAUCUAUAUAGAUUUAGAAAGAUGUUGCUGAGCAACAACGGUAAAAAUCAUGGCACGCUCGUUGAAGAUACGGGCGCUAACUUGUCAUGCGGGCG